Messenger RNA from Piliocolobus tephrosceles (Ugandan red Colobus), 2769 nucleotides. It is a transcript of the gene CPT1C, whose product is annotated as carnitine palmitoyltransferase 1C. Gene Ontology annotation, cellular component: mitochondrion. Lineage: Eukaryota; Metazoa; Chordata; Mammalia; Primates; Cercopithecidae. The transcript has 20 exons. Gene Ontology annotation, molecular function: carnitine O-palmitoyltransferase activity. The record is from RefSeq and is a predicted model, not a curated record. Gene Ontology annotation, biological process: carnitine metabolic process; fatty acid metabolic process. Bases 72 to 2642 code for a protein of 856 amino acids.
GAGACAGGAGACUAAGAGACAAUGCGCCGAGUGAGGAGCCCAGAAACCCGAGUUCCGGAAAGCUGCGCAGAAUGCAAGCGGCCAAAUGGUGGAGAAUCUGGCCGGACCCCGCAACUCAGCCUGGACCAGUUUCCCUCCUCCACCCACCCCCGAAUCUUCAGAGUCCUGUAUUAGGGGGGAGGGCACUGCCCCCGCACCAUGUUCUUGGCAGAGCAGGGCUCCAGCGUGACAUGGCUGAAGCGCACCAGGCCGUGGGCUUCCGACCCUCGCUGACCUCGGACGGGGCUGAAGUGGAACUCAGUGCCCCUGUGCUGCAGGAGAUCUACCUCUCUGGCCUGCGCUCCUGGAAAAGGCAUCUCUCACGUUUCUGGAAUGACUUUCUCACCGGUGUGUUUCCUGCCAGCCCCCUCAGUUGGCUUUUCCUCUUCAGUGCCAUCCAGCUUGCCUGGUUCCUCCAGCUGGAUCCUUCCUUAGGACUGAUGGAGAAGAUCAAAGAGUUGCUGCCCGACUGGGGCGGACAGCACCACGGGCUCCGGGGGAUCCUGGCAGCUGCGCUGUUUGCCUCCUGUUUGUGGGGAGCCCUGAUCUUCACACUGCACGUGGCCCUGAGGCUGCUUCUGUCCUACCAUGGCUGGCUUCUUGAGCCCCACGGAGCCAUGUCCUCCCCCACCAAGACCUGGCUGGCCCUGGUCCGCAUCUUCUCCGGCCGCCACCCGAUGCUGUUCAGUUACCAGCGCUCCCUGCCGCGCCAGCCCGUGCCCUCUGUGCAGGACACCGUGCGCAAGUACCUGGAGUCGGUCCGGCCCGUCCUCUCUGACCAGGACUUCGACUGGACCGCGGUCCUGGCGCAGGAAUUCCUGAGGCUGCAGGCGUCGCUGCUGCAGUGGUACCUGAGGCUCAAGUCCUGGUGGGCGUCCAAUUAUGUCAGUGACUGGUGGGAGGAAUUUGUGUACCUGCGCUCCCGAAAUCCGCUAAUGGUGAACAGCAACUAUUACAUGAUGGACUUCCUGUAUGUCACACCCACGCCUCUGCAGGCAGCUCGCGCUGGGAAUGCCGUCCACGCCCUCCUCCUGUACCGCCACCGCCUGAACCGCCAGGAGAUACCCCCGACUUUGCUAAUGGGAAUGCGUCCCUUAUGCUCUGCCCAGUAUGAGAAGAUCUUCAACACCACUCGGAUUCCAGGGAUCCAAAAAGACUACAUCCGCCACCUCCAUGACAGCCAGCAUGUGGCUGUCUUCCACCGGGGCCGAUUCUUCCGCGUGGGGACCCACUCCCGAAACAGCCUGCUUUCCCCGAGGGCCCUGGAGCAGCAGUUUCAGCGAAUCCUGGAUGAUCCCUCACCGGCCUGCCCCCACGAGGAACAUCUGGCUGCUCUGACUGCUGCUCCCAGGGGCACGUGGGCCCAGGUGCGAACGUCCCUGAAGACCCAGGCAGCAGAGGCCCUGGAGGCAGUGGAAGGGGCCGCUUUCUUUGUGUCACUGGAUGCUGAGCCUGCGGGGCUCACCAGGGAGGACCCAGCAGCGUCGUUGGAUGCCUAUGCCCAUGCCCUGCUGGCUGGCCGGGGCCAUGACCGCUGGUUUGACAAAUCCUUCACCCUAAUCGUCUUCUCUAACGGGAAGCUGGGCCUCAGCGUGGAGCACUCCUGGGCCGACUGCCCCAUCUCAGGACACAUGUGGGAGUUCACUCUGGCUACAGAAUGCUUUCAGCUGGGCUACUCAACCGACGGCCACUGCAAGGGGCACCCGGACCCCACACUACCCCAGCCCCAGCGGCUGCAAUGGGACCUUCCAGACCAGAUCCACUCCUCCAUUUCUCUAGCCCUGAGGGGAGCCAAGAUCUUGUCUGAAAAUGUCGACUGCCAUGUCUUUCCAUUCUCCCUAUUUGGCAAGAGCUUCAUCCGACGCUGCCACCUCUCUUCAGACAGCUUCAUCCAGAUCGCCUUGCAACUGGCCCACUUCCGGGACAGGGGUCAAUUCUGCCUGACUUAUGAGUCGGCCAUGACUCGCUUAUUCCUGGAAGGCCGGACGGAGACGGUGCGGUCUUGCACGAGGGAGGCCUGCAACUUUGUGAGGGCCAUGGAGGACAAAGAGAAGACGGACCCACAGUGCCUCACCCUGUUUCGCGUGGCAGUGGACAAGCACCAGGCUCUGCUGAAGGCAGCCAUGAGCGGGCAGGGAGUCGACCGCCACCUCUUUGCGCUUUACGUCGUGUCCCGAUUCCUCCACCUGCAGUCGCCCUUCCUGACCCAGGUCCAUUCGGAGCAGUGGCAGCUGUCCACCAGCCAGAUCCCUGUUCAGCAAAUGCAUCUGUUUGACGUCCACAAUUACCCGGACUAUGUUUCCUCGGGCGGUGGAUUCGGGCCUGCUGAUGACCAUGGUUAUGGUGUCUCUUAUAUCUUCAUGGGGGAUGACAUGAUCACCUUCCACAUCUCCAGCAAAAAAUCAAGCACAAAAACGGAUUCCCACAGGCUGGGGCAGCACAUUGAGGACGCACUGUUGGAUGUGGCCUCCCUGUUCCAGGCGGGACAGCAUUUUAAGCGCCGGUUCAGAGGGUCAGGGAAGGACGACUCUAGGCACAGGUGUGGAUUUCUCUCCCACCAGACUGGGGCCUCUAAGACAUCAAUGACAUCCACCGACUUCUGACUCCCUCCAGCAGGCAGCUGGUCUCUCCGGGGAAUGAGGGUGAAGAUGGCCACAGCUGGCUGACACUGGACAAGGGCAGCCUGUUUGGCCACCCGAUAUCCAGGCUAAUAAACAUGUGUGAGCUGGG